AUGAAUCUUGAGCAGUAUAAUUUGAUAACAGAUCCUGUUAGUACUGAGAAAGUCGUAUAUGAAAUAGACAUUAUUACAGAUCGAGCAGCACAAUACUGGUGUGAAGGGCAUACAGCAAAUUUCUCUUUUAUUCAAUCUAAUAUUAUUACAGUUAACCCUCAAGGGGAUGAAGUUCAUGUUUUUUCUCUUACUAUAACUGUAUAUUUUUGCUUAGAUGAUUUUGAAGGUAAUGGUGAAAUUAUUGUGUCUGAAUUAUGUUCUAACUUAACAGAUAUAUUCAAAGCUAAAAAAGUUAUACUUAUGGCAUAUUUAAAUUACAGUUCAAAUUAUUUUACUCUUUUAUUGCAUUUGCACAUUGCUGUAGAUAAUAUUUAUGAAGACAAGGCGAGAAACAUUGAAAAAAUCUAUAAUGCCACACUUCAUAUAGCUGAAACAGAACUUCCAAAAUACAAUUAUAUACUUCUCAGUUUAGCAAGUUCUAUGUAUUGCUUGCCAACGACUUCCAUUGAUAAGUCAAUUAAACUCAAUUGGGACCUAACACCAAUUGGACAUAUCGUUGCACCUAAACAGUUUUGUUUGCAAGAAAAUGGAUUGCCAGUCAAAAGAUUAUGUAAUGGAACAUAUAUGACAGGAAGCUUUUGGGGUAAUGUAGAAGGAAACUGUAAUUUAAAUUAUCAACCUUCCGAUACAACCACUUUUUUAUACAGAUUCGUUACAGGGCAAGUCCCUGAGAACUAUACAUCUCGUUUUUUGACUGAUGGUCUCGGUUUUGUAUUGCGCGAUGUUGAUAUAAUAAUACCAGCGGAUAUUUACUAUCUAUCAAUGUCGUUACAGCAUAUCUUAAGUAUUGCUCAAGGAAAUCUGACGUCAAUAGAUAUGGGUAAUAUAGAAAAUAUAGCAUGGGUUAUGGAUAGAGUUAUGGUGCUAAAUAACAAUUACUUGCGAUUAGCACAAACCCUUAACUCAACAAAUGUUAUAUUAGAUUCAUUGAAUAAUAUAAUAGAAAUAUUGGCUCAUAAAGACGAGAAAAUAGGUAAUUAUUAUCAUUGCAUGGAUGACGACUUUGACUAUCAACUUGCAAUCCAACCACAAUUCAUUUUACAAAUUUCAUAUCCCUCUAUUAAUAAUGUAAGUGGUAUAGCUGUAAUUAAAUCAGUAACGGACAAUGAUUUUUUCAUGGGCGUGGAAAUAAGACCACUAUACAAAAAUACGAGUUUAGAAGAAGUGAUGUCGAUUGAGAACUUAGAAAUAGCUACUUGGAUACCAGACGCAGUACUAAGUAGUGUUAAAAAAAUUGAAAAUGAAUGCGAUAGUGAAAAAAGUGUAGAUGAAAGUAAUAUGCACGUAAUUAUCAGCGUUUUCCAUAAUGAUGCCAUAUUUCAAGAAUUAGAAACAAAUUUAUACCAUGUCAAUAGUCGAAUUAUAGGUAUCUCUUUGCCAGGUUUUUUAACUAACCUUAUACGGCCUAUACCUUUAAUAUACAGAGAUUUAAAUCCAACAUCUUCAGAAAAAUUUUGUGGUUUUUGGAAUUUCCAACCACAUUCAGUGGGAAAUGUUCCAGGUUAUUGGUCUAACAGAGGGUGUAAUUUGAAAAAAUCUGAAAAGGGCUUAACGGUCUGUGAGUGUGACCAUUUAACACACUUUGGCCAGUUGUUCAAUAUUGGACGAAAUAAAAACAGAACUGAUUCUGCUGCGGAUAAACAUACCAAACCGUUAAAUAUAAUUUCAUUAGUAGGUAGUUUUCUUUCAUUGCUAGGCAUAAUGGGCAUUUGGAUUACAGCUUCAGUAUUUCAUAUAUGGAGAAAAAAAGCAAGCACAAAAGUUCUACUACAUCUUUCCACCUCUAUCGCUCUACCUCUGAUAUUCAUGACUGUAUUUAACUUGGACAAUACUCUUUUUGUAAAAGUUAAUGAUAUUUUCAUUGUUUCUAAAGAGUUAAGAACAGUUUGUAUUUCUUUGGGAGCUCUAUUGCAUUAUUCAGUUCUUGCAAGUUUUAUGUGGAUGCUGAUAACAGCCGUUUUACAAUUUAUAAGGUAUGUAAAAGUUUUGGGGGUAUAUCGACCUUCCAGGUUUAUGAUAAAAUUUACUUUAGUUGGAUGGGGAACACCUAUAAUUCCUGUAAUGAUUGUUUUAGCAUUAGAUAGAGAAAACUAUGUACCUAAUGCAUCAUUAGGAGAGUCGAACUCUUUAAUUUGCUAUCCUAGUGGAUUUUAUUUAAUCAUUAGUGUCGUUGUGCCAAUAUGUAUGAUUUUAGCUGUAAAUAUAACACUAUUUGUCUUAGUUAUUUAUGCUAUAUCUAAAGGUCCAGACGGGAAAAUAAGAAGGGCAGACAUCGACCUUAUUGGUGCUCAAUUAAGGCUGUCUAUAUUUUUAUUCUUUUUACUGGGGUUGACGUGGAUUUUUGGAGUUCUCUCUUUUACAAGCAACCCACUUUGGUCGUAUCUCUUUUGCUUAACUUCUACUAUGCAGGGAUUUGUACUGUUUGUUUAUUUUAUAAUAUGUGACGCCCAAACAAGAAAUUUAUGGAUAACAUUAAUGAAACCGCAGUUUCAGCCCGAAUCUUCGAGAAAAAGUAUCUCAAGUAUAAGUAAUAACUAGAAAAUAU
Messenger RNA from Maniola jurtina (meadow brown), 2605 nucleotides. Its product is annotated as adhesion G-protein coupled receptor G2-like. Gene Ontology annotation, biological process: cell surface receptor signaling pathway; G protein-coupled receptor signaling pathway. Bases 1 to 2598 code for a protein of 865 amino acids. The transcript has a single exon. Gene Ontology annotation, molecular function: G protein-coupled receptor activity. The record is from RefSeq and is a predicted model, not a curated record. NCBI's taxonomy places the organism in Eukaryota, Metazoa, Arthropoda, Insecta, Lepidoptera, Nymphalidae. Gene Ontology annotation, cellular component: membrane.